This is a messenger RNA of Antechinus flavipes (yellow-footed antechinus), 3020 nucleotides long. It is a transcript of the gene SMAD6, whose product is annotated as SMAD family member 6. NCBI's taxonomy places the organism in Eukaryota, Metazoa, Chordata, Mammalia, Dasyuromorphia, Dasyuridae. The record is from RefSeq and is a predicted model, not a curated record. The coding region runs from base 1125 to 2624 and encodes 499 amino acids. Gene Ontology annotation, molecular function: transcription regulator inhibitor activity; I-SMAD binding. Gene Ontology annotation, cellular component: heteromeric SMAD protein complex. Gene Ontology annotation, biological process: regulation of transcription by RNA polymerase II; anatomical structure morphogenesis; BMP signaling pathway. The transcript is spliced from 4 exons.
AACCUUGUUUGCGCAACAAUCGGCGGCGCAGCAGAGAGCCGCCAAAGUGUCUAGACUGGCAUAUGAUGGGAGGCAGCCAAUGACUCCGCGGCUCUCCUCCGGGGGCCCUGAGUGUGUGUUUGAGAAGAACAAAAAAGAGAGAGAGAGAGAAAGGGGGAGAGACAGAGAAAAGCGAAAAGGAAGAAACGCCGAGCGCUGUUUAACCAGACCUCAGAGGGACCACGGGGCGAAGUGGAGUCACUUUUUUUUUUGGGUUGCUGCUCCUGCAGCGUCUGUGUGGAGCGCGGAGCGGGCAGCGACCUCUGCCUCAGUGGAUUGCAUUUUUAAUUAAGGAUUUCCAGCGGCUCUUUGGGAUAUUUACAAUUUCCACUCAUGUGUUGAAACCAGCGUUAAAAGGAAACUCCUCCAAGUGCAUCCAAAGUCUGGGACCUGAUACGGAGUUGGCCUUUUUCAGCAUAAAAAUCCAGGGUUUGGGGUUUUGUUUGUGUGCGUUAUUUGUCUUUUAACUUUUCUACAUUUCUUUUUUCCUGAGGGCGGGGGGGGGGGAAAGCGAGUGAUUUUCCCUCUUUCUGCCUUUUGGAUCUAGCAAAUCUUUUGCUUAAAAAAGCAUUUUGCUUUUUAAAGAGUUUAAAUAUUUCGUGUUGUGUUUGUAUUUGUGUGUGUGUGUAUAUGUGUGUGUGUGUGAAUUUUUUGAUUUUCGACCCUUCAUACAACUUUUAAAGAAUUGGUGGUCGAUGCAGGGUAUUUUUCACCGGGCAUUUCCUGCAGCCCCCUUUAACCUCGGGGGCCGUAGCUUAACUGCGGGAGUGACUUUACAGCCGGGGUCAAUGUAGCACCCCCUACCCCACCUCCUUGACCACUUGCUGUUGCUUUCUCUCAAAGUUUUCCUACCCACUCACCCCCUCCCCACCCAUCCCCUAGUCACCCCACCCCCGGAGAGUUCCCUCAUGUUGCAGCUCUGUUGCGAUCUAUCGGCGACAGGCUGUGCAGAGUUUGCACGGCUCAGCACGGCGGACCUUCAUGUGGGACUGCGACCCGUACAAUCACCGCCGCGCUGAGGGUACGGACCCCCAGUAACUGGAGACCUCCUCCUCCCCCCCACCCCUGGCGCCAAAGGAUAUCGUAUGUUCAGGUCCAAACGCUCGGGGCUGUUGCGGCGACUUUGGAGAAGUCGUGUGGUCCCCGACCUGGAGGAAGGAGGCGGCGGCGGCGGAGGAGACGAGGAUGGGAGCUCCGGGAGCCGCGCAGAGCCGGCCCCGAGGGGAGGAGAAAGGGGAGGCUGCAGCCGCUCCGAAAUCCGCCCGGUAACCUCGCGGCGGCCCCGGGAGGCAGCAGGGCAGCGAGGCGCCCAGGGCGCAGGGAGGCGCCGGCGCGCAGGGGGCCCCCUGAGGCCCAUGUCGGAGCCUGGGGCCGGCACUGGGGCCGGGGGCUCCUCGUUGGAGGUGGCUGACCCGGGAGGCCCUGGCUGGCUGCCGGAAAGCGAUUGCGAGACCGUGACCUGCUGCCUCUUCUCCGAAAGGGACGUGGUUGGUGCGCCCAGAGACGCCGGCGACCCUCUGGCCGGGGCGUCUCUGGAACUAGGGGCUGGCGGCGGGAGGACCCGGGAAGCCCGUUCCCGGCUGCUGCUGUUAGAGCAGGAACUCAAGACGGUCACCUAUUCGCUGCUGAAGCGGCUGAAGGAACGCGCUUUGGACACGCUGCUGGAGGCAGUGGAGUCCCGCGGUGGGGUGCCUGGCGGCUGCGUCCUGGUGCCGCGCACAGACCUCAGGCUGGGCGGCCAGCCCGCCCCGCCCCAGCUACUCCUGGGCAGACUCUUCCGCUGGCCUGACCUGCAGCACGCCGUGGAGCUCAAGCCCCUCUGUGGUUGCCAUAGCUUCAACGCCGUCGACAGCCCUACAGUGUGUUGCAACCCUUACCACUUCAGCAGGCUCUGCGGGCCAGAAUCUCCACCACCCCCUUAUUCUCGGCUGUCUCCUCCCCAUGAUGAUCGAAAGCCCCUGGAUUUAUCUGAUUCCACGUUGUCUUACACUGAAGCAGAGACCACCAAUUCCCCAAACAUCACUCCUGGUGAAUUCUCAGAUGCCAGCAUGUCUCCUGAUACCAUGAAGCAGAGCCAUUGGUGUAAUGUCGCUUACUGGGAGCAUCGGACCCGAGUGGGCCGCCUCUAUACGGUGUAUGAACAGUCCGUCAGCAUCUUCUAUGACCUACCUCAAGGAAAUGGCUUCUGCCUGGGACAGCUCAACCUGGAGCACCGGAGCGAGACAGUCAGGAGGACCCGCAACAAGAUUGGCUAUGGCAUCUUCCUCAGCAAGGAGCCCGACGGCGUGUGGGCGUACAACCGGGGCGAGCACCCCAUCUUUGUCAACUCCCCAACACUGGACAUUCCCAGCUGUCGGACCCUGAUUGUGCGCAAGGUGAUGCCGGGGUACUCCAUCAAAGUGUUUGACUUCGAGAAGUCUUGCCUCCUGCAGCAGCACGCCACAGAACUGGAUUACGCUGACGGUCCCUACGAUCCUAACAGCGUGCGGAUCAGCUUUGCCAAGGGCUGGGGCCCCUGCUACUCCAGACAGUUCAUCACCUCUUGCCCUUGUUGGCUUGAGAUUUUACUCAGCAACAACAGAUAACAACUGGCCUCCAGCAGGAAAAGCUAAGUCCAGGAAGAGCCCCUGGGAGGGAGACAGAGAAAAAAAGACAAAAAUCCCACAGACUACCCCAAAUAUCAUCUACCUAGAUUUAAUAUAAAGUUUUAUAUAUUAUAUGGAAAUAUAUAUUAUACUUGUAAUGAUGGAGUCAUUUUACAAUGUAAUUAUUUAUGUAUGGUGCAAUGUGUAUAUGGACAAAGAAAUGAAAACGCACUUUGGCUUAUAUAUAAUUCUUUCAAUACAGAUUUUUUUAAAAAAUGAUACAGCAGAACUAGGUAAAAAACCUGGGUUUGGUGUAUGGUUUUUGAAAUAUUAUUAAUACCCAGACAAAAAGCUAAUACCAGUCACUCAUUGAUAAUAAAGUAUUCGCAUUAUAAA